CUAACGCCGUUAUUGACCAACAACCCCUCAGAAUUUAAAAGAGACCCUGAUGAUCAACAUUCUCACACAAGCCGCUGUUCUCUCUUCCCCUCUCUUUCUCUCUCUCUGAGAGUAGCUUCAUCGCCGGCCGGCGAUACCUCACCAUUUCUUUGAUUUUGGUAGAUUGAAGAUAGUUUUGGGUUUCUUUUCGGACUUUCUCAGGCUCCCACGUCGCAGCAACACUCCUGCGGUGUCGCCAAAUUCUUUCAAGAUGGGAGAAAUGGCAUCGGGAGGCUUCCAGUUGGGUGUUAUCGGCGCCCUAUUUCUUUCGGUCGCAUCAUCCGUUUCCAUUGUCAUCUGCAACAAAGCCUUGAUGAGCAAUCUGGGCUUCCCAUUUGCUACCACACUGACUAGUUGGCAUCUAAUGGUAACAUAUUGCACUCUGCAUGUGGCGCAUCGCCUCAACUUUUUCGAGAACAAGCCGAUCGAUCUCAAGACUGUCAUUCUCUUCGGCAUUCUUAAUGGUGUUUCCAUAGGCUUCCUCAACUUAAGCCUCGGAUUUAACUCCAUUGGCUUCUACCAGAUGACCAAACUUGCAAUCAUACCCUUCACUGUACUGCUGGAAACCAUUUUCUUGAAAAAGCAAUUCAGCCAAAAUAUUAAAUUCUCUCUCUUACUCUUACUUGUCGGAGUUGGCAUCGCUUCUGUGACUGAUCUUCAACUCAAUUUUGUGGGCACAAUCCUUUCUCUUCUAGCCAUAGUCACAACCUGUGUUGGCCAAAUUCUGACAAACACAAUACAAAAGAGGCUGAAUGUGUCUUCCACCCAGUUGCUGUAUCAGUCUGCGCCAUUUCAAGCUGCCAUUCUCUUUGUCUCCGGCCCCUUGGUGGACAAGUGCCUCACCAAGCAAAAUGUCUUUGCAUACAGAUACUCUACUAUUGUGUUGGGAUUCAUCAUCCUGUCAUGCUUGAUAGCAGUAUCAGUGAAUUUCAGCACAUUUCUGGUGAUUGGGAAGACAUCACCAGUGACAUAUCAAGUGUUGGGCCAUCUAAAGACAUGCCUUGUGCUUGCAUUCGGGUAUACAUUGUUGCAUGACCCAUUCACAUACAGAAACAUCAUUGGCAUACUGGUGGCCAUCCUUGGAAUGCUCGUCUACUCUUAUUUUUGCACCCAAGAGAACAAAAAGAAGCAACUAGGGGACCUCUCUGCUGCCUCUCAGGUUAAGGAGAAGGAGGCGGCGGCACUUUUGGUGGGGCAAGAGAAAGAUGGGCAUCAUCAUGAGGUGAAGAAAUCAGCCAAAGACUCCCUCGUUUAAUUUGAUGUGUAAAUCAAUCAGUCUGAAUUUUUUGAAAUAAAAAUUAAGCAAUUAUUUCUUGAUUCA
Molecule: messenger RNA, 1360 nt
Organism: Diospyros lotus (date-plum)
Lineage: Eukaryota; Viridiplantae; Streptophyta; Magnoliopsida; Ericales; Ebenaceae
Product: UDP-xylose transporter 1
Exons: 8
Coding region: 251-1294 (347 amino acids)
Cellular component (GO): Golgi apparatus
Molecular function (GO): UDP-xylose transmembrane transporter activity; antiporter activity
Source: RefSeq, a predicted model, not a curated record